UUAACUGGCUGUACAUGACUUCUUGAAUUGUUCAAGCUAUGAUGAAAUGGAGGAUAAACAGUUUCAUCUGUUUAAUGGACGAGACAGUGUUAGUGGAAUGAAAGGUAACAACCCAUUGAGAAGUGGUCCUGAAGUAAUUAACCGCAGGGUGUGGAAGAGUAAUAAUUCAAAGCGUGGUGGUAACAUACUUGUGCCAAAGGAUCCUAAGAGGGUAUCAAAACGUUUUGAUGAUGAUGACGAUGAAAAUGACGAUGAAGAUGAUGUUGAGGAACUAGAGAGGAAAAUAAGAUCUGCUGAUCUACCAGAGCAUGCUUUCAAAGUAGCUAUGAAGGAGUUGAAGCGCUUGAAGAAGAUGCCGCCACAGUUUCCAGAACAUGCUACCACUAGGAAUUAUUUGGAGUGGAUGGUUGAUCUUCCAUGGAGCCAAGAAACCAAGGACAAGUUAGAUAUUUCUCAAGCAAGGAUUGAUCUGGAUCAUGAUCAUUAUGGUUUGGAAAAGUUAAAGAAGAGGGUCAUUGAGUAUUUAGCUGUUCGCAAACUGAAAAACAGCUUGAAAGGUAAAAUACCUGUAGUAGGCACAAAACUUUGCAGUAAGUGAUAAUAAGCAGUGCAAAUUCAACAUCUGUUUUGAAAUGCACUUCACAAUAUGUUAAAUAAUAAUAUUAAAUUAAAACCAGUUGACUAAAACAAGCCACUAAUUUAAA
Molecule: messenger RNA, 704 nt
Organism: Orbicella faveolata
Lineage: Eukaryota; Metazoa; Cnidaria; Anthozoa; Scleractinia; Merulinidae
Product: lon protease homolog 2, peroxisomal-like
Biological process (GO): protein catabolic process; protein quality control for misfolded or incompletely synthesized proteins
Molecular function (GO): ATP hydrolysis activity; serine-type endopeptidase activity; ATP binding
Source: RefSeq, a predicted model, not a curated record